GGAGCCCCACGAGUCGCUGGGCGGCGCUUGCCUUUGGCGCCGGCUGCGGCGUCGGUUCCGCCUACACCGAAUGCUCGCGCAUUCUCGACGGCCACGUGCCGCGAUUCUCCGCCUCGCUUGCUGCUAGAGCCGCCUCCGCUGCCCCUGCUCCCGCUGCGCCUGCCCCUUUUGCGCCUGCGCCCGUUGCGCCUGCCCCUGCCCCGGUCCCAUCUGCUGCUGCCGCCGCUGCUGGUGCAUCAGGGUCGUCCGAUCAACUGCCUCAGAAUGUUGGUGGCAUGCGGUUUUCCCACAUGCCACCAACAGUGCCUGCUACAGUGGCCCUGCAACCACCCAGGGAUACGCCCUAA
Messenger RNA from Closterium sp. Naga37s-1, 347 nucleotides. The record is from the annotation of a GenBank genome assembly. Lineage: Eukaryota; Viridiplantae; Streptophyta; Zygnematophyceae; Desmidiales; Closteriaceae.